AUGCUCUCCACCCCAAUCCGAACAGGAGCUGGUCUCCUCUUUAAAUGUACAUCAUCCUCCCCUCACAUAUUCUCACAGACGACAACAAAGACGCGAAUCUUCAAACGCCACCUCGGCAUCCCACCUCAAUACCUCCUCGACGACUACACCCCUCGCUACCAAGUCCUCACCUCCGUGCAAACCUCCCAGAAACGUUCCUCGGCCUACCGCCACUUACGCCAAUGCAACCUCUGCCCUCGCCUCUGCAAUGUAAAUCGCUACGAGACUACGGGGGUCUGCCUAAUCGGCGCGUCCAGCGUCAAAGUCAACACAAUCGCGCCACAUAGGGGCGAAGAACCUUGUAUCCAGGGCCACAACGGUUCCGGCGCCGUAUUUUUUUCCGGUUGCAAUCUGCGAUGCGUAUUCUGUCAAAAUCACGACAUCGCGCAUCAGCGAAACGGCUUCGAUCUCACGCCGGAGGAGUUGGCGGAGUGGAUGCUCAAACUGCAGGAUGUGGGCGGCGUACACAAUAUCAAUUUCGUAACGCCGGAGCACGUUGUGCCGCAGGUCGCGUUGGCCAUCUUGUCUGCGCGGGAGAUGGGGCUCAAAGUGCCAAUUGUGUAUAAUACGUCGUCGUUCGAUUCGCUAGAGUCGUUGGAGUUGAUGGAUGGGUUGGUUGAUAUUUACCUUCCUGACUUUAAAGUCUGGGAUCCGGCUACGUCGAGACGGUUACUCAAAGCGGAGAAUUAUGCGGAUGUUGCGCGCGAGUCGAUAAAGGAGAUGUAUAGACAGGUGGGCGAUUUGAGUUUUACGUCUGAUGGGGUUGCGAAGAGAGGGGUGCUUGUGAGGCAUCUUGUUAUGCCGGGGAAGGAGGAGGAAGGGAAGAGGAUAAUGCAGUGGUUGGCGGAGAAUGUGUCGAGGGGUUUGUAUGUGCAUGUUAUGGAGCAGUAUCAUCCUGAUGCGCAUGUAGGGAAGAAACGGAGGACUAGACGUGUCACUGAGCCCGGCGGGAUAGAGGAGGAAGGAGGAGAGGUUAGGUAUGCGGAUAUAAAUAGAGCGGUCACGGAUGAGGAGUUGGGGUCUGUCAGAAAGGCAGCUGAAGAUGCUGGCUUGUGGAGGKUUUGUGAUGUUUCGGACAAACCUGGGUUUCACUUAUGA
Molecule: messenger RNA, 1137 nt
Organism: Talaromyces amestolkiae
Lineage: Eukaryota; Fungi; Ascomycota; Eurotiomycetes; Eurotiales; Trichocomaceae
Exons: 1
Coding region: 1-1137 (378 amino acids)
Molecular function (GO): catalytic activity; iron-sulfur cluster binding
Source: RefSeq, a predicted model, not a curated record